Messenger RNA from Ailuropoda melanoleuca (giant panda), 5174 nucleotides. RefSeq names its product complement C3. The transcript has 41 exons. Lineage: Eukaryota; Metazoa; Chordata; Mammalia; Carnivora; Ursidae. The record is from RefSeq and is a predicted model, not a curated record. Gene Ontology annotation, molecular function: protein binding; endopeptidase inhibitor activity. Bases 41 to 5017 code for a protein of 1658 amino acids. Gene Ontology annotation, cellular component: extracellular region.
GUGUCUGUGGCCUGUGGCUGCACAUCACCCCCCCACCGCCAUGGACUUGCUCUGGCCCGUGGGGUUGAUUCUACUCCUCUUGGGGACCCCUCUUGCCCAUGCUGAGCCACUGUACAUCCUGGUGACCCCCCGAGCCCUGCGGGUCGGCAGCCCUGAGACCAUCCAUGUACAGGCUCACUCGGACUCCCAGCAGUCCCUCAAAGGGACCCUGGAGGUGAACCUCACCAUAUGGGACUUCCCCAUGAAGAAGGCUGUGGUGGCUAAGAGCCACCUCAUUCUCUCAAAAGAAAACGACUUUAUGAAACAGGCCUCCAUGACGAUUCCCGAGAGCCUGGUAUACCCCCCACAACCAGGACAGCAGUAUGUCAUCAUCCGGGCCACGUGGGCACCCAUCUCGACCACUUCAUUCAUGGAGAAGAUAGUACCGGUGGCACCCCAUGCUGGCUACAUCUUCAUCCAGACAGACAAGCCUAUCUACACCCCUGAGCACUUGGUUCAAUACCGGGUGUUUGUUGUGGACCACAAGAUGGAUCCUGUGACCAGGAUAUUCACUGUGGACAUCAAGAACCCGGAGGGAAUCACUGUGAUCAGCCAGAAUCUGCUGGCCGAGGACGGUUUCUUCACAAGAUCCUUUAAACUCCCACAGAUUGUCAGUUUUGGGACCUGGAGCAUCGAAGCCAGUUACCAAAGUGCAGCCAAGCAGAAGUUCAAGGCAGCCUUUGAUGUCAGGGAUUAUGUGCUCCCAUCAUUUGAGGUCCAGCUGAAGCCAAACAAGACUUUCUUCUACCUCAACGAUGAGGCUCUGGGUGUGGACAUCGAGGCUUGGUAUGUAUUCAAAGAGCCAGUGGAUGGACAUGCUCUGGCCAUCUUUGGGGUAAAGCUGCAUUCCAACCGGAUGCCCAUCCAGAGCUCCCUGCAGAAAGUGGAGAUCUCUGAAGGCCUGGGCCACGUCUCCCUCCAGAAGGACACACUGAUGUCCACAUUCCAAGGCCCUGAAGAGGACUUCAUUGGGGCCUCAAUCUUUGUCAACGUCACUGUGUUCUCUUCAGGGGGUGAGAUGGUCCAGGCUGAGACCUCUGGGGUGAAGAUUGUCCGGAGCCCAUACAACAUCAAGUUCAUCAGGACACCCCAGUAUUUCAAGCCUGGGAUGCCCUUCCACGUUAAGGUCUUCGUCUCAAAUCCUGAUGGGUCCCCAGCCUCUAGAGUCCUUGUCCGAUGCCAAGACAAACGAGACCGCACCUCAGCCAGUGGAGUGGCCAUCUUGACCAUCAACACAAAUGCAAAUAAUCAGGAGAAGCUCCCUAUCCUGGUAGAAACUGAUGAGCCUCUCCGGCCAGAAGAACAGGCUUCAGCCACAAUGACAGCUUGGCCUUACUCGACUCAGGGUGGGUCAGGGAACUUCUUGCACAUUGAGGUGAACAUGGACGCAGAGGUUGGCAGCAGCAUCUACCUGAGCCUUGUCACAGGACAUCAGAAUUCUGAAACCAAGAAACAGAUUACUCACUUCACCAUCCUGGUCCUGAGUAAGGGCCGGAUUGUGCAUGCCAAACAUCAGUCAAAAAGUGACCACACAAUAGCCACUAUUGAUGUGACUUCAGAGAUGCUGCCCUCCUUCCGCAUCCUGGCCUUUUAUUUACUGCCUAGGGGAACAGGUCAGGAUCCUGAACUGGUGGCCGACUCCGUAUGGGUUGAUGUGAAUGACAGAUGCAUGGGGACGCUGAAGGUUGGUUUGAAGAAAGAAAGACUCUUCCAGACUUUGAAGCCCAACAGCCAAGUGGAAGUGAAGGUGACAGGUGAUGAAGAGGCCACAGUGGGGUUGGUGGCUGUGGACAAGGCUGUCUAUGUCUUGAACAGCAAAUACAAGCUCACACAGAAGAAGGUCUGGGAUGUGGUGGAAGAACAUGACAUUGGCUGUACAGCAGGCAGUGGGAAGGACGGACUUGCUGUGUUCAAGGAUGCUGGAUUGGACCUGAAAUUGAGCACAGGGAUGCACACCCUGGCAAGCUCAGACUGGCAGUGCCCUCAGAGCCCCCCUGUCAGCCGCCACCGCCGCUCCCUGAAGAGGCUGGAGACCAAGAGGAAUGCAGUGAACAAGUUCAAGACAGAGCUGGAGCGAAAGUGCUGUGAGGCUGGGAUCCGGGAGAGCCCCGUGGGGCUGUCGUGUGGGGAGAGGACCCGGCACGUCCGUCAUGGGCCAACCUGUGUUGCUGCUUUCCUGACCUGCUGUCAUCUGUCUGAGGCCCUGACUCAGGAGGCCCGGGAGGGGGAGCUGCUUUUGGGGACAUCGGAUGAAGAUGAGGACUUAGAUGACAUCUUCCUGGAGGACCAGCCUAUCCGAACCUUGUUCCCUGAGAGUUGGCUCUGGAUGAAGUUUAAACUGCCGAAAAGUAAAUCAGGAGGCAUCUCCCACUACAGCACUCUUGUGAAUGUGCCAGAUUCCAUCACCACGUGGCAGUUAGUGGCUGUCAGCCUCAAGCCUGGACAAGGUCUCUGCGUCUCAGACCCCUUUGAGCUGACAGUUAUGAAAUCACUUUUUGUGGAUCUCAAGUUGCCCUCCUCCGUGGUCAGGAAUGAGCAGGUCCAGAUCCAAGCCGUGCUGUACAAUUUCAGGACAGAGCAGGUCAAGGUCCGUGUGGAGUUUCCCUACAAGGAGCCGCUAUGCAGUGCGUCAAAGCCAGAUGCCCCAUCCCGCCGGGUGGUGGUUGUGCCCCCCACCUCCUCCAAGAUGGUGCCCUUUGUGCUUCUCCCACUUGAGAUAGGCAAAGUGGACGUGGAAGUCAGGAUUAGGACAACUGAGGUUGAGGACCACAUAAGGAAAACACUUCUGGUCAAGGCAGGAGGGCAGAUACAGCAAAUAUCCCAUAGCACCCUCCUGAACCCCCAAGGUCAAACCCAGACGGAGGUGCUGCCAAGGCAGAACUUUUUGAACAUGGUGCCCAAUACAGAGGCAGAAGUGUUUGUCAGUGUCCAAGGUGACAUCCUUGGCGAGACUAUCCUGGGCACCCUGACACCUGGAGAAAAAUGGCAGCUACUGAGGGUCCCGACCGGUUGCCCUGAGCAGACACUGAGCAAAUUGGCACCUGUGACCAUCCUGACCCGCUAUUUGGAUGCUGCUGGCCAGUGGGGCAAGGUUGGAGUGGAGCUCAGGGACCAGGUGAUACAGAACAUUGUCAGAGGUUACACCCACAUGCUGACCUACCGGAGUGCACACGGCACCUACCACAUCAGCAACGGACACCCGGGAAGCACCUGGCUCACGAGCUACGUGUUCCGGGUCUUUGCCCUGGCCUACUCUAUCACGACAACCAGCAAGCUUGAUCUGCAGUCUCUCUGUGCCACUGCCAACUGGAUCAUCACUGAGAGGCAGGCAGAGGAUGGGCACUUCUUGGAGAAUGGCCCUGUGAUCAUGGAAUCGAUGCAGGGUGGCUACCGAGGCUCUGAAGCAGACAUAUCCCUCACAGCUCUUGUCCUGAUUGCCCUGGAUGAGGGGAAGGACUUGUGCAGCCAAAGGAUACCGAAUUUGCCUGCCAGCAUGGAGCGAGCCCGUAGCUUCCUGGAGGAACGCCUUCCCAAAAUUAAUACAACCUUUGCAAUAGCAAUAGUCUCCUAUGCUCUGGCCCUGACCGAUAGCCCCCGAGCCAAUGACCGCCUGGACAGCUUUGCCAGCCAUGACAAAACCCACUGGCCCAAGGACCACCUGGACGAGAACUCCCUGUACACCGUUGAGGCCACGGCCUAUGCGCUGAUGCAGAAGGUGGUGUUGGGUCGGCACAAUGAGACGCACGCCAUUGCCAAGUGGCUACUGGAGAAGCGGGAGCUAGGCGGAGGCUUCAAGUCCACCCAGACCACUGUGGUGGCCCUUGAGGCCCUCACUCGCUUCCGCGAAGUUGUCCCUUUCGAUGGUGUCCGGGAUCUCCGGGUCCAGAUAAGCGUCCCCAAGAAAGCCUUGGACUUGGAGUGGAUCAUCGAUCAGAACAAUGCCUACCAGCAGCGGUCAGCAAAGUUCUCUGCCCAGGAUGAUCUGGAGAUCAAAGCCAGUGGCAGUGGGAGGGGCACAAUUUCGAUCCUGACCAUGUACCACAGGUCCCCAGAGCCCGGGGAGGACACCUGCAACCUGUACCACCUGAAUGUGACUCUCCAUAGUACUUUGGAAGAUAAUAAAAAGGGGGAAGAGACCUUCCAGCUCCGGAUGGAGACAAGGUUCCAGGGAAACCGAGAGGCCACAAUGAGCAUCAUAGAGGUCUCCCUGCUCACCGGCUUCUACCCCAACCAGAAUGACCUCAAACAGCUUACAAGUGAUGUGGAGAUGUAUGCCUUCCAGUAUGAGACCAAGAAGAAUCCCGGUGACAACACCGUUGUCCUCUAUCUGGAGAAGCUCUCCCACAAGGAAGACACAGUGCUGGGCUUCCGGGUCCACAGGAUGCUGCCGGUGGAGUUUCUGCAGGCCGCCCAGGUCACCAUAUAUGACUACUAUGAGCCUUCCCGGAGGUGCAGCUCCUUCUACAACCUGCCCACGGAGCAGUCUUCCCUGCGGAAGAUCUGUCACAAAGAUGUCUGCAGAUGUGCGGAGGAACAGUGCCCGUCUCCGAGGAAGGACAGCACCCGACUGCGGCAGGAGGAGCUCCAGGCAGCAGCCUGUGAGACAGGCGUGGACUUCGUGUACAAGGUCAGGCUGGAGUCCAUGAAGUCCUCCACCUCCAAUCCUUACAUCUAUUACAACAUGAAACUCGAAGACAUCAUCAAGAGGGGAACAGACUCUGCUGUGUCCCUCACCACGAAGCAAUUUGUCUCUCACGCCACCUGCCACGACUCCCUGGGGCUGCAAGAACAGGAGACAUACCUCAUCAUGGGCCACACAUUGGACCUGUGGAGAGUCAAAUCUGAUUACAUCUAUGUCCUGGGCAAGAAGACGUUCCUCAUGCCGUGGCCGGCCGGCGGGGAUGCGGGCAAGAAGGAAUUGCUGGACCAGCUGGAGGGAUUUUCAGAAUAUAUGACCACGCAUGGCUGUGAGUCCUGAGACUCUGAGGUCUCCACUGCCCUCAGGAGGUUGUUUCCAAGGGGCGCCUGGGUGGCUCAGUGUGGCUCAGUUGUUAAGCAUCUGCCUUCGGCUCAGGGCGUGAUCCCAGAGUCCUGGGAUCGAGUCCCGCCUCAGGCUCCUCCACUGGGAGCCUGCU